CAAAAAAGGAACAGUAAAGGUAGACAACUGUAAUUAGCAUGUGUGAUCCCAAAUCUUUAUACCUUAGAUACUGGAUAUUUUCUACAAGUAAAUAGUUUCUGGCUCCCAAGAUGAGAGGUUAAAUAAUGCAGGGUAUUUGUAAACAGCAGCACAACUUACACCGGAAAUUAGGGCACUUUCUCACCAAGGAGAGUACAUGAAAAUUUGCUCAGCUCUUUUAAUCAAUAUUCUCCAGGACUAGUGCUGGGGGCGGGGACGCGGAGCAACCUAUCUUUUCUACCAGCCGUAUCACACCCCUCCUAGCACUAACCCCUCCUCCUCAGCCUCUUCACACCUCUACCCACUACUAACCCCUCCCCAGCCCCAUCACCUCUUCCCGGGCCCCUGACACCUCUCCCAGCAUACUCUUCCCUGCCUCAUCACCUCACCCACUUCCUCCAAAAUCACAAGACCUGCUAAGCUUCCAGCAGCAAGCGAGCAAAGCAGAGAGGCUGUAAUGCAAAAGUCCGCAGUCCCUACACAAACACUAUCUGCUCCUGCGGAGAAACUCAAGCCACAGCCCCAGAGUGGAAAGAACAGGCCCGGGCUCUCACCCAGUUAACAAGCGUUUAUCCAGCGCACUUACUGCGGUCGGACCCCAUGCGAAGGAGCUAAGGAUACAAAGAUUCCUUUCUUAUCUAUUAGAAACGUAUGUCAAACGAGGAUACAGUGGUCUGGAAUUAUUGGUUCUAAGAUACAAGUGGAAUGAACCUGGAUCAGGAGAAGUAUGCUGAGCUAGAGUUGAAGGAAGCUUCUCUUUCUAACAAGAGAAAGCAGAGUUAAAUUAUGGCAGAGACAAGUCUGUUAGAGGCUGGGGCCUCUGCAGCCUCUACAGCUGCGGCUUUGGAGAACUUACAGGUGGAGGCAAGCUGCUCUGUGUGCCUGGAGUAUCUGAAGGAACCUGUCAUCAUUGAGUGUGGGCACAACUUCUGCAAAGCUUGCAUCACCCGCUGGUGGGAAGACCUAGAGAGGGACUUCCCUUGUCCUGUCUGUCGAAAGACAUCCCGCUACCGCAGUCUCCGACCUAAUCGGCAACUAGGCAGUAUGGUGGAAAUUGCCAAGCAGCUCCAGGCCGUCAAGCGGAAGAUCCGGGAUGAGAGCCUCUGCCCCCAACACCAUGAGGCCCUCAGCCUUUUCUGUUAUGAGGACCAGGAGGCUGUAUGCUUAAUCUGUGCAAUUUCCCACACCCACCGGGCCCACACCGUUGUGCCACUGGACGACGCUACACAGGAGUACAAGGAAAAACUGCAGAAGUGUCUGGAGCCCCUGGAACAGAAGCUGCAGGAGAUCACUCGCUGCAAGUCCUCUGAGGAAAAGAAGCCUGGUGAGCUCAAGAGACUAGUGGAAAGUCGCCGACAGCAGAUCUUAAGGGAGUUUGAAGAGCUUCAUAGGCGGCUGGAUGAAGAGCAGCAGGUGUUGCUUUCACGACUAGAAGAAGAGGAACAGGACAUUCUGCAGCGACUCCGAGAAAAUGCUGCCCACCUUGGGGACAAACGCCGUGACCUGGCCCACUUGGCUGCGGAGGUGGAGGGCAAGUGCUUACAGUCGGGCUUCGAGAUGCUUAAGGAUGUCAAAAGUACCCUGGAAAAAUGUGAGAAGGUGAAGACCAUGGAGGUGACUUCAGUAUCCAUAGAGCUGGAAAAGAACUUCAGUAAUUUCCCCCGACAGUACUUUGCCCUAAGGAAAAUCCUUAAACAGCUAAUUGCGGAUGUGACCCUGGACCCUGAGACAGCUCAUCCUAACCUAGUCCUGUCGGAGGAUCGUAAGAGCGUCAAGUUUGUGGAGACAAGACUCCGGGAUCUCCCUGACACACCAAGGCGUUUCACCUUCUAUCCUUGCGUCCUGGCUACUGAGGGUUUCACCUCAGGUCGACACUACUGGGAGGUGGAGGUGGGCGACAAGACCCACUGGGCAGUGGGUGUAUGCCGGGACUCCGUGAGCCGAAAGGGCGAGUUGACUCCACUCCCUGAGACUGGCUACUGGCGGGUGCGGCUAUGGAAUGGGGACAAAUAUGCGGCCACCACCACACCUUUUACCCCUUUGCACAUCAAAGUGAAACCCAAGCGGGUAGGCAUAUUCCUAGACUAUGAGGCCGGCACACUGUCUUUCUACAAUGUCACAGACCGCUCUCAUAUCUAUACCUUCACUGAUACUUUUACUGAGAAACUUUGGCCCCUCUUCUACCCAGGCAUCCGGGCUGGACGGAAGAAUGCUGCACCACUUACCAUCAGGCCCCCAACUGAUUGGGAGUGACAGGUUGGGAUGUGGGAAUAAUUGGGGUGAGGCAGGGUCAAGUGCUACGGGCCUCCUUCCUGUGUCCUGCUGGAACGUCUUCGUGUCCACCUGGUUCCAGUCCUGAAUCAUCAUGGAGAAACACCUCGGUUUCUAGGAUGGUUUUGUGUGGAGGGGGAGGUAGGACUGGGCUGGAUGAGACAGCACAGCUGUGACUCCCUCCUAACUGUCAGGGUGGGGAGCUGGUUCCCAGAGGAUUGUCUACCCUGGAGUCCAUCAGGUUUUCUGUUGCACAAGGACGGGUUGGAAAGGAAGGAGAGGCUUUUCCAGAAACAAAAUCUGUGAGAGUCUGACUUGCUCAAACCAGAGGAGGAAACAGAAACCCCUGCACAUCUUUUUAGGGGGUUCUUGACCCAGGAUAGUCUUGCUGCUUGAGGUAGAUCACAGGGGUCUGUGUACCUCUAAAUUCAAGAAAGAUGAAUGACAGAUGCUCUCAUGGGUCUAGAUGUUGAGUUUUUCUGAGGGCAGAGAUUGGACAUCAACAAAGCUAGAAGGAAGGUCAGGGAAGUGGGCUAAAGGAACAGAUUCGUAGAGAUUAAUGAAGGGGGGGAGGUUUCUUUGGUCUUCUAUUUUAUUUUUUUUUUUUAUUUUUUUAUUUGAGACGGAGUCUUGCUGUGUCUCCUGGGCUGGAGUGCAGUGGCCG
Messenger RNA from Piliocolobus tephrosceles (Ugandan red Colobus), 2974 nucleotides. RefSeq names its product tripartite motif containing 39 (gene TRIM39). Bases 826 to 2292 code for a protein of 488 amino acids. Gene Ontology annotation, molecular function: zinc ion binding; protein binding. The record is from RefSeq and is a predicted model, not a curated record. Lineage: Eukaryota; Metazoa; Chordata; Mammalia; Primates; Cercopithecidae. The transcript has 8 exons.